GCUGCUUGCAAGUGAGCAGGGUUCUGCUAAAAGGCUUUGUGACACCAGUGCCGAGUCAUAGAGGUUCUGCCAGCCCCUAAGAGAAGCCCUCUCCCCUUUCCUGCUGAUGCUUUUGCCCCCCUGGGCAGAGUUUGGCCCGUGUGGUGCUGAUGGAGGAGGAUGGAGUUUCUCGGAACCCUGCAGACCGCCAGUUACUGUGGCCCCAAGAAGGCCUGUGAUCUGGCCACGCUGCCCCCCGCCGUGCAGGCCCCCGUGGUCCAGGAAUGCUACCAGCCCUACUACCUGCCCGGGUACCGCUACCUCAACUCGUGGAGACCCAGCCUCUUCUACAAGGUCUCCAACAUCAAGACCUGCCCGGAUGAGGGGGCUGCAGGCCGCCACGCCCUACAGCCCCCCACCAUCCUGCCGGCGCUGCGCUCGGCACUCUUCUGCCGCUACAGCCCCCACGACUGGGCGCAGGCCAACCAGCUGCAGCUGCGGGGCGCCGAGGCCUCCCGGCUGUGGGCCGGCCGCCUGACGGGCGACUCCAUGCGGCUCCUGCAGGACAAGGACCAGCUGACCCAGCAGAUGCAGGAGGGCACCUGCCGCCACCUGGGCCAGCGGCUGUCGAACAUCGGCUUCUGGAAGGCCGAGCUGGGCUACGAGCUAGAGAGGCUUCUGAACGAGAGUCACAGCAUGGAGACGAUCAAGAGGCGGCUGGAGUGCGCGGCCAGCGAGGUCAACUGUCCCCUGCAGGUGGCCCUGGAGUGUCUGUACCAUCGAGAGAAAAGGAUCGGCAUUGAUUUGGUCCAUGACAGCGUGGAGAAGAACCUCAUCCGGGAGGUCGAUUUGCUAAAAUGUUGCCAAGAACAGAUGAGAAAACUAGCCCAAAGAAUUGAUAUCCAGAUGCGGGACAACCGAGAUGCCCAGCACGCUCUGGAGAGAGACCUCGAGGACAAAACCUCAGCCCAGUUUAUCGACGAGAAGUGCUUUAACUUGAGGAACACAUCGGACUGCAUCACCUUCUUCCACGGCAUGGAGAAGAUAGAUGGCACGAUCUCGGUGCCCGAGACCUGGGCCAAGUUCAGUAACGACAACAUCAGGCACUCACAGAACAUGCGGGCCAACUCCAUCCGGCUGCGGGAGGAGGCCGAGAACCUCUUCGAGUCCCUGUCGGAUCAGAUGUGGAAGCAGUUCACCGACACCACCCUGGCCUUCAACGCCCGCAUCUCCGACGUGACGGACGUGAAGAACAAGCUGCAGACGCAGCUGGCUAAGACGCUGCAGGAGAUCUUCCAGGCGGAGAACAUCAUCGCCAUGCUGGAAAGAUCCAUCACGACCAAGGAGUGCCCACUGAAGGUAGCGCAGACGAGGCUGGAGUGCCGCACAUGGCGCCCCAACGUGGAGCUGUGCAGGGACAUCCCGCAGUUCAAGCUGGUGAACGAGGUCUUCACCAUCGACGACACGCUGCAGACCCUCAAGUUGAGGCUGCGGGAGACGCAGGACACCCUGCAGCUGCUGAUCGUGACCAAGUCCCGGCUGGAGCACGAGCUGGCCAUCAAGGCCAACACCCUCUGCAUCGACAAAGAGAAGUGCAUGGGGAUGCGCAAGGCCUUCCCCAGCAUCCCACGCCUGGUGGGCUACACCUGAGCGGCCACCGCCAGCCCCUCACGUGCCCUGCUCGGAGCCAGCUCGUCGCGGGGCGUAAGGUUUGAAAAAUCGGAAAAACAAAAUAAACGAAAGUGUCAUUUUCUCCCUUUCCUUCUAUGAUGAAAAAAAUGUAUAUAUAUU
Choloepus didactylus (southern two-toed sloth) is the source of this 1770-nucleotide messenger RNA. It is a transcript of the gene TEKT5, whose product is annotated as tektin 5. Gene Ontology annotation, cellular component: nucleus; microtubule cytoskeleton; sperm flagellum. The transcript is spliced from 7 exons. Lineage: Eukaryota; Metazoa; Chordata; Mammalia; Pilosa; Megalonychidae. The coding region runs from base 160 to 1629 and encodes 489 amino acids. Gene Ontology annotation, biological process: cilium assembly; cilium movement involved in cell motility. The record is from RefSeq and is a predicted model, not a curated record.